AUGUCUGAAACGUUUACAACAAUUUCAGAACUGCAUUACGGAUCUCCAGGAACAGCACUUCAGGUACGUAUUCUACGCACAUGGACGCCACAGCCAUGCAAUUAUGAGACAUGGUACCUAGCUGUGGACAAAUACGGUGAUGCAAUUCAAAUAUUAGGGCAAAGAAAAGAUCAAGGCUAUGUACAAUCUGUCCUAAAAGUUUCCAAAUGUUAUACUAUUUCAAACUAUGGAUGUGGAGAGCCUGAUUCCUACCAAAAGUGGAUAGACAAUCCAAUAUACAUUGCUAUCGGCAUGGCUUCUUCCCUAACAUUACUUCCAGAUACUAAUACAAUUCCUCGAAAUUGGUUCAGGUUUAUAUCGAAAGGACAGAUCCCAGAAUUUGUUGACCAGAGCCCAGACUUUUUGGGAAUAUUCGUGAAGUUUAGAAGUUGCUUCAAGAAGAACGGACAACCCUUCCUCCUUCUAAUUCUCAAAAAUGAAUCAGGUCAAGAAAUUGCCGUUAGCCUUUGGAAGGAAUGCACCGAUGUUCUUGAAAAAUUUAAUCGAGUGGCUAUUGAGAACGCACCUGACCCUACAGUCAUUGCUGUCACCAAUGUUAAGAUCACACCAGUUGAUGGUACACUUAUGCUAGGAACAACAAGUGCAAGUCAUAUUUGCAUUAACCCCACCAUUCCAGAGUCAAAUGUCUUACUUAACAGUUACCGAACAAAUCCUGGUCUCUCAACAACCAUGGCAGGCCCACCAAUAUCACUAAUUGAUAUAAGUGAAAAAACACGCUCUGAUCUUUUGGAAAGGACAUUCACUAUAAAGGCCUCAGUUAUUGAUUUCAAAUUCACUGACACCUGGUACCAGGUCAUCUGUCCCACUUGUAAAAAACCAACUUUCAAACAGGGGAAUACUUGGUUCUGCCCUUCAGAUGGAAUACCCGACUCAACAACUUACAUGUUCAAACUUUCAGGAACUAUUACUGAUCCAACUAACUCCAUGGACGUAACUUUCACUGACAAUGUCCUUCAAAAACUAACGGGUACAACAUCAGAAAAGCUGAUAGAUGAAAAAGAUCCGGAUAACAGAAAGAAAUUACCAUCCGCAGUCAACGAGAUUAAAGGCUUAGUUACGAAGAUGGCAUUGCAGAUGAUGAAAACAUCCACCAAUGAGAACCUUCGUUUCAUCAUCACUGAUGUUGAAGAAAAUACAGUUAAACAGAAUCCAACCCCACUUACACCGGCUCCGGUAACUCCACCGAAUACCAAAACAACCGACAUCCAUUCUUCAUCAUCUUCUGGACCACAUCGGCCAUUAAUUAGAAGAUCUCUCACUUAUGAACAUGAAGGUAACGCACAUAACACACAAUUCAGCAUUAUCAAAAAAACAUCUAACAAAUUUGUGUUAAACUACAGAUAA
This is a messenger RNA of Lactuca virosa, 1404 nucleotides long. The record is from the annotation of a GenBank genome assembly. Lineage: Eukaryota; Viridiplantae; Streptophyta; Magnoliopsida; Asterales; Asteraceae.